GGAUGCGGCUCCUCGCUAACAGUGGCCACCCCCACGAGAGUGAGCGAGACGGAGCUAACGAACGCAACACAUACCAGAUUUUUCCCAAUUUUCUGCUGGAAAAAAAUAAUAUCUAAAGGAAUUGAAAGCGAGCCCAGAAGGGAAAGGAUCGAAACGAUAUAGAUAACGGAGAGGACUCCGAAAGUGUGAUGCAUUAAUGCUAAAGUCGUUCAGUGGCGGCAUUGGCGUGGCAUCCACGGGAGGAGGCACUGGCAGUGGAGGUGUCGUCAGCGGUGGCGGUGGGGGUGGAGGAACUGGAGGCUCUGGUGGCAGUGGCGGCAGUGGAGGCAGUGGCGGCGGCGCGGGAUCAUCAAGGAGUGGGCGUGCCAGUUGUGGUCUGGGCUCCAGUUCCAUUUCGAGCGGAUUGAGUGCCGUAUGCGGUUUUGUGAGAGGCGAGGAUCGAGGCACCUCCAGUGGCGGCAGUACACCCGCAGGCGUUAUCUAUUGCCCCGCCUGUGUGGCAGCCUCCGGCAGUCAGGGCCAGAGCACGAGUCCCGGCCAGAAUCCGAGCCCCCACCACGAGUCCUUCUUCUCGCGCAGCUCCUCCAAGUCCAGUAAACGGCAAAAGGCUAGGAAGAGCGCCUCAACGGCUGGCUGUUUGGACGCCCAACAUAUUCGCGCCAAUCUGAGAAUGUCCACAUCGAGUUCCAUGCGGAGCACCAGUACCAGGGGCGGCGGAGGUGCCAGUACCAGUGCAGGGGCAGCCGGCAACUAUAGCCUGGCAUCCUACGAUGCCGCGAGUAACGCCAGCAGCGGCAGCGGCAGUGGCAGUGGCAGCACCAAUGCCGCCUCCCCCGGUAGCUACAGUUGCAACGCAUUAAAUGUCGAUUUCAGCUCCUAUACCGCCACCCAUCAGUGGACCCGGAUGCUGGAAUGUGCCGAGUUUGUGGGUGCCAAGCGGAGCAAGCACACCGUGGUGGCCUACAAGGAUGCCAUGUUUGUGUUCGGCGGCGAUAAUGGAAAGAACAUGCUGAACGAUCUGAUACGGUUCGGGGUGAAGGACAAGUCGUGGGGGAGAGCGUGCGCCACUGGUACACCACCGGCGCCACGAUACCAUCAUUCCGCUGUAGUGGCCGGCAGCUCAAUGUUCAUAUUUGGCGGCUAUACCGGCGACAUUCAUUCCAAUUCGAAUCUGACGAACAAGAAUGAUCUGUUUGAGUACAAGUUCCAGAGCGCCAUGUGGGUGGAGUGGAUGUUUUCGGGUCGUCAGCCAGUACCGAGAUCGGCCCACGGAGCAGCCGUUUAUGAUAACAAGAUGUGGAUCUAUGCCGGUUACGAUGGCAAUGCCAGGCUAAACGAUAUGUGGACACUCAACUUGACGGGCGAAAAUCAGUGGGAGGAGGUGGAACAGCUGGGGGACAGGCCACCGACAUGUUGCAACUUUCCGGUUGCGGUGGCCCGGGAUGCCAUGUACGUAUUUUCCGGCCAGAGCGGCCUGCAGAUCACCAACUCGCUGUUUGAGUUUCAUUUCAAGACGCGCACCUGGCGACGCAUCUCCAAUGAACCGGUAUUGAGGGGCGCCACAUCGGCGCCACCAUCCCGCCGUUACGGACACACAAUGGUCCAUCACGAUAGGUUCCUGUAUGUCUUUGGCGGUUCGGCGGACUCGACGCUACCCAACGAUCUGCACUGUUACGAUCUGGACUCGCAGGUGUGGUCGGUUAUCCAGCCGGAACAGAAUUCGGAUGUGCCGUCGGGUCGAGUGUUUCAUGCAUCGGCCGUGAUCGGGGAUGCGAUGUACAUAUUUGGGGGCACGGUGGACAAUAGUGUCCGACGGGGGGAUACCUAUCGGUUUCAGUUCUCCUCGUAUCCGAAGUGUACGCUGCGCGAUGAUUUUGGCAAGUUCUUUGUGGAGAAGCAGUUCUGCGACAUUCAGUUCAUAGUGGGUGCCGAGGAGGUGCGCAUCCUGGCGCACAUCGCCUUCGUGGCAGCUCGAUCCAAGUAUCUGCGGAACAAGAUACUGGCGGCGCGAGAGGCGCGUCAGCAGCAAAUGGAGAAGGUGUAUGGGGUGGGCCAGGUGGAUGCCAAGGCGUUGAAUACGGGUGCGGGCGGGGACCGUGCUCCCAUGCUGGAGGUUCGCCUGGCCCACGCCUCGCCGGAGGCCUUUGACAUUAUACUCAACUACAUAUAUACGGAUCGGAUCGAUUUGAAGGAUUCGUACAACAAGAACAUCAUCAUCCUGAUCACGGACAUCUAUCAAUUGGCGGGCUUGUUCACUAUGCCGCGGCUGGCCCACGGCUGUAUCCAGUAUUUGGAUUACAAGAUCAACAAGCUGAACGUCCUGGAGGCCCUCUACAAUGCCGACAAGAGCAACAUUAAAAUCAUCAAGGAUCAUUGCAUGCAGUUCAUCAUCAAGGACGAGAACUUCACCGAUGUGGUCAUGUCCAGUGAGUUUAGCGACUUGGACAAGCCACUCCUCGUGGAGAUCAUCCGGAAGCGAUUGCAUCCCAGCAAACUGGUGAUGGAGACCAGUUUCGAGUCGAACACAGGCACUACCCUGGAGAUCGAUCUGUGCGCCUUCCUCGAGUCAACGGGCAAUGAUUUCUGCGACAUAAGUCUCAUACUGGAGGACCAUGUUAUACCGGCCCACAAAUCUGUGUUAUCAUCACGUUGUACCUACUUCCAGGGCAUGUUCCGUUCGUUCAUGCCCCCGGAUAACACCGUCAAUAUACAAAUUGGCGAAAUAUCACCAUCAUUGGAGGCAUUCCAUUCCCUACUACGGUAUAUCUACUAUGGUGAGACAAAGAUGCCGCCCCAGGAUGCACUGUACCUGUUCCAGGCGCCAUGCUUUUACGGUCUGGCCAAUAAUCGGCUUCAUGCCUUCUGCAAAUAUUCGCUGGAACACAAUAUCAACGAUGAGAAUGUAUUGCAAACGCUUGAGGCGUCUGACAUCACCAAAAUCUAUGACAUCAAGGAGUAUGCACUCAAGUUGAUUGUCAAAGAUUUUGCAAAGGUGGCCAGGCUGCCGAAGAUAGCGGGUUUGUCGCGCGAACUGUUGCUGGAGAUCAUAUGCGCUGUGGCCGAUUCGCACGGCGAGUUUAUGACACGGAUCAAUAUCAAUACCGAUAUUUGAAAGCUGGUGCUGCUCCAGCCGGCAUUGCAGUUGUUGCUCGCCUGGUUGCAAAUCGGGCGUAGCACGUAGUGCGGCAGUAGCGGUUGGCAGCGCCGAACAUAAACCCAAAACCCAAACAUUCUUUUCCCCUUGAUCUAUAUACCCCCUGGAACCUAUCUCCCCAUCCAGUAUAAAUAUUUAAUCUAAUAUAUACUAUUAUAUAUAUAUGCUUCCCUAUGUGUAACACAAGUAUUAUCCCAAAAUCCCCUAAUAAGGCACUUCUUGAAAUCCCCCCAAAAAAUAGAUUGAAAAUAUCCUGGCAGAGGACUAUGCUUGUGCACUAUUUAUAGAAACUAUCCCUCAUCAAAUGGUUCAAUAUCCUUGCCAGGAUGCCAGGUCAAGACCUUUUUUUCUUGUUAAACGUACUCUCUCUUAUCCAUGUAUAACUAACUCGUUGUUAAGUAACUAAAUCUUAAUAUAUAUAUAUCUAUAUAUGUAUGUAUGUUCUAUGCUAAGGAAUGUCCUUCAUCCCAUGAAACUUCAUCCAGGACGAAAAAUAAGAGAAGAAACAGAGUUAACGUUUUUGCCAAAACAAACAAACAAACAAAAAAGCAAACAAUUCUAAACAAUACAAAUAUUUACACACAAUUUCUUAUUCUAUUUAUUUAAUUUGAUUUCAUUUUUCAUUAUUAUACAAUUAUUAAUUAAUUAUUAUUCUUAUUUCGAUUUAAUAUAUUCAACUAUUGAAACUUGCCUCCAAUAUACAGCGACCAAAAUUGUGAUAAUUACCCCGAAAUUCGAUUUAAAUUUUGGAUUAUUAAUUAUAAAGUAUGUUAAUGUUGUACUUUUAAGCAAUAUUUGUAGAAUUAUUAUUACUUGGUUAUUCAUUUGAAUUGCGUUUCAGUUCAGUUGAAUGUGUAUGUGUAUGUACGUUGAUGAAAGUCAAGAAUAAAUAAUAUUAUUAUUGAUGUAAUCUAAAUGGAAAAGCUUUUCUGGCCUCUGCAAUAAAUAGAGCUCCAAAUGGCUGCCACAGAUAAACUCAUUUCAAUGGAAUUAAAACAAAACAAAAAGUCUCAAGUGCCUCGAGGCACGGGGCAAGGACAAUGACAAUGACAAGAACGAAGGACGAAGGAGAGCACCCAAGUUGCUUAUCAAAUGCAAAUUACACCAAAUCGGCACCCUAGCAUCGGAUGACAAUUUUUGACUUUUUCUAAAUCUGUCCAUAGAGACAUGAGUGUUGGUUCUGAUAAGAGACUCCCAAGAAAGCUCGGAAGUGCUAUAAGAGCCAGAGCCAGGGCUUUGGCUCCAUCAGUUUGAAUUCUUCCAGUGGUUUGGAGGCAAAGGUGUAUUUUUUAAUCGAAAAAUAAGCAAAAAUGAUUCUAAAAGCAGUGGUUUUGUUUCUGAUUCCGGUUUCCCUGGCAGUCGAACAGGAACCCAGCUAUCCCCUAGUUGGAUUAUUAGAGAAAUGCCAAUCGAAGAACUACGAGCUGCAGGAGAAACUCUCGGAGGUCCAGAGUCAACUAUACGAAGUUAAUCUCAA
This is a messenger RNA of Drosophila ananassae, 4631 nucleotides long. RefSeq names its product leucine-zipper-like transcriptional regulator 1 homolog (gene Lztr1). The transcript is spliced from 7 exons. Gene Ontology annotation, cellular component: Golgi apparatus. Gene Ontology annotation, molecular function: protein binding. The record is from RefSeq and is a predicted model, not a curated record. Lineage: Eukaryota; Metazoa; Arthropoda; Insecta; Diptera; Drosophilidae. Bases 197 to 3112 code for a protein of 971 amino acids.